Molecule: messenger RNA, 2075 nt
Organism: Babesia bovis T2Bo
Lineage: Eukaryota; Apicomplexa; Aconoidasida; Piroplasmida; Babesiidae
Product: PRMT5 arginine-N-methyltransferase family protein
Exons: 1
Coding region: 31-2025 (664 amino acids)
Biological process (GO): regulation of DNA-templated transcription; peptidyl-arginine N-methylation
Cellular component (GO): cytosol; nucleus
Source: RefSeq, a predicted model, not a curated record
UCAUUCUAAUGCGCCUUCUAUAGAUACAGAAUGACUCCGGCGCCAAGAAGCGGCGCGUUGAGGCCGCCUCUACUGUUUGGAUGGAAUAUCAACAAACCAAAUACCGGUGAUCUACUAAGGAUCAUUAAAAUUACGGAAAGUGUGGGUGUGUCAUUUGUUUCACUAAAUUUAAAUUCCGCUGACGAUGGAGGAAGUGAUGAGACUUUUGUACCACUAUGCGGAAGUGACCUUGUUCUGACAUAUGACUACUGGAGCCAGAGAAUAGUAGCUAGAGUUGAUAAUAUCAAAGGAUCGUUCAAAGCUUAUCUAGAAUGGGCUGCAUACUUAGGUUUGAGGGCGGUGUGUAUCCGCUGCGAGUUGGUUUUCCACCAAGGAGAUUCCGUAACGGAUACACAUGAACUCCUGGCAAACCUUGCGCAGAGACUUAAAGCAUAUCUGCACUCACCGAACAUGCCUACGGUAUGUCUGUCUUUCGACGCUAGCAAUACAGCCUGGGAAUACUGGAGAGCAAUUCAUCAAAUGACGAACUAUUCUUCACAGCUGAAAGUGGCGAUCAUUAUUGAUGAAGGCAAUACUGAAUACUUAGAAAGGUGGAUAGCUGAGCCUCUUGCGGCAGUUAUUAUAAGGGAAUCAUUAUUCAAGAAGCAUGGUGAUGUAGUCUCCCUUGAUCCUAGCAUUAUAAAGUCUCUCAAAUUCUUGCUCAUGUAUGACGUCAAGAUUAUGCUGUCUGGGAGUUUCGAUUUCCAUUUGUUGAGGGAAGCUAGUGAACUGCGUAGCAAUGAUUCGCUGGAGCUGCUAUCGCUAAAGGAUCUAGAUGUUCCACCGAUGCCAAAUGGCAUUACUGUAAAGGAAGCUAUCGGAACUAUCAAAGCUAUAUACGCAGCUAUGCCGCCUUUGACGGAAGCUGAAAAGUUCAAACAGGGCUUCUAUGAUGUAUUACAAGAACCACUACAACCCGUACGUGAUAACCUAGAAACAGCUACAUACGAAAAUUUUGAACGUUGUACAAGAAAAUAUGCCCAGUACGAAGCUGCAAUCAGCGCGUGGUUAAAGGACUAUUUGAAUGGGAAAAUAGGCAGCCAAGAUGAGAAUGUUAGACAGGAUUGUGGCAAAAGUAAGGCCCCAGUAAUUUAUAUUGUAGGGGCUGGAAGAGGACCAUUAGUUGAUUGCAGUCUGAGAGCAUUAGCGUAUCACAAUGUGGAGGAGUAUUCCAUCUUUGCCCUGGAAAAGAACCCAGCGGCAGUAUUUGCAUUGAAGCACAAAAUAGCCACCAAUGCAAUUAAAGGAUGGGACAAGGUACAAAUCAUAUUUCACGACAUGCGUACAUUAAAACCUACUAUACCUGCCGAUCUGGUGCUAAGUGAGUUGCUUGGAUCAUUCGGUGACAACGAACUUGCACCAGAAUGUCUUGACGGCGUGCAACAUGCAUUUUAUAAGGCAUUUCCUAACCAUCAUGUGACAUUUAUGCCAUACAGCUUUAUAUCGUACGCGGAACCGAUUUAUGCCCCUAAAGUAUGGUCAACGAUAAAGCAAAUGCAGGUAGAGAAGCAUUUCCAGCAACCAUAUAUAGUGGCAUUAAAUAAAAUCUGCAAGAUAACAGAUGGGCCUAAGCCGUGCUUUAAGUUCGCCCACCCCAACGAAUAUGUAACGAAAUGGAAGCAAGAGGAUGAUACCUUCCCUGGUAUGCCACAGGGAAACAAUGAUCACAACAACCGAUACAUGUGCAUGACGUACAAGGCUAAUUUAAAUUGCUUCAUACACGGAUUCGCUGGAUAUUUCGAAUGUAUGCUGUAUAAUGAUAUCAAGAUUUCAAUUCUUCCCGGGGUUAUGGAUGACCAAAUAAGCUGGUUCCCAAUGUUUUUCCCACUCAUAUCGCCAGUGUACGUUAAGGAAUCACAAUCUAUCAUGGUCCAUUUCUGGAGAAAACAUGAUGAACGCCGUGUAUGGUACGAAUGGACUCUGACCCUACCACACGUUACAAAUGUACACAAUUCCAAUGGUAUCUGCCAUUCGGUUCUCCGAUAGAGAGUACCGACCUAAACGUUCAGUGUCCCAACUGUUUAGGGUACACUAUA